Molecule: messenger RNA, 1570 nt
Organism: Solanum dulcamara
Lineage: Eukaryota; Viridiplantae; Streptophyta; Magnoliopsida; Solanales; Solanaceae
Product: calcium sensing receptor, chloroplastic
Exons: 6
Coding region: 277-1461 (394 amino acids)
Biological process (GO): regulation of stomatal closure; cellular response to calcium ion; de-etiolation
Source: RefSeq, a predicted model, not a curated record
GUACACAAUAGGGAAGCGAUGGGCUCCACGUUUUUUCAUCUUAUAAGCCACGUGUCAUCAUCCUUAUGGCUUCUUCAGAAUUUUGUAAUACCGCGUCGGAUAAUAAGGACCAAAGAAGACUCGAAUCAAAUUCAUCCGUUGAGUUGUUUCUCAAUUUCUCAUCACACAUUGCCCAUCAUCUAUGAUAGUUGUGACAAUUAGUACGACAAACUCCAUUAAUUCAUCAUAAUCAACUUCCAGCAGAGAGACAGACAGUGGCAAAGAGGCUGAAAAGUGAUGGCACUUAGAGCUUCAGCCACCGCUAAAUCACCUCUUCCACCGCCCCCUUCUUCUUCUUCAUCACCACCUAAAGUCUUUAGUCUUCCUAAACUCUCUCAAAAACCUGAAUUCACUUCAAAAUCUGUGUCAGUGUCAUUCUCUACAUCCACUGCUCUUUUCCUCUUUCCCCUUUUCACUGCCACUCAUGAAGCCAGAGCAAUCAACUUACCCAAGGAAGAUAUCGUCUCUUCUCUUAAUCAGGUAGAAUCUGCUGUUAAUCAAGCUCAAGAGGUUGGUUCGAACAUCUUUGAUACUGCAAGCCGAGUGAUUGGAACCGUGAUUGAAUUUGUGAAGCCCGGGAUUGAUGCAGCACUGCCUUUAGUAAAGCAGGCAGGAGAGGAAGUUUUGAAGAAUGCUUCUCCUGUCAUAUCUGAUGCCACUAGGAAAGCCCAAGAGGCAAUGCAGAGCGCUGGCAUGGACUCUCAGCCAGUGAUGACUGCAGCUAAGACAGUAGUUGAUGCAGCUCAACAGACAUCCAAGGUGAUUGAAGGGGCCAAACCAAUCGCCUCAUCCACAGUUGAAACCAUUUCAUCAACUGAUCCAGCUGUUAUUGCAGUGGCUGGUGGCACAUUAUUCCUGGCAUAUCUUCUACUUCCCCCUGUCUUCUCCGCUCUCUCUUUCAGCUUUCGUGGUUACAAGGGUGAACUAACUCCUGCUCAAACACUGGACAAUAUGUGUUCUAAGAAUUAUGUCUUGAUUGAUAUUAGAACAGAGAAGGACAAGGAUAAGGCUGGAAUUCCCCGUCUUCCAUCUAGUGCUAAAAACAAGAUGAUUCAAAUCCCUUUGGAAGAUUUACCGAGUAAGGUAAGGAAUCUUAUGAGAAAUUCGAAGAAAGUGGAAGCUGAAAUAGUGGCUCUGAAGAUAUCAUUCCUCAAGAAAGUCAACAAGGGGUCUAACAUUGUGAUAAUGGACUCGUACUCGGAUUCAGCUAAAACAGUUGCUAAAUCGCUGACGAGCUUUGGCUUCAAGAACUGCUGGAUCAUGACUGAUGGCUUCUCCGGAGGUAGGGGGUGGUUGCAGAGUCGGCUGGGAACAGAUUCGUACAACUUUUCUUUUGCAGAAAUUUUAUCACCAUCAAGAGUCAUUCCAGGAGCAGGUAGACGUUUUGGUACAACAGGCACUGUCAAAUUGCUUUCAGAUUGACAAAUCUCCCUUGUAAUGGACCAACAAAUUGGCCAUAGUAUAGUUGAAUUCUUAAAGAUAACCUUCUGUAAUUCUUUGAUCAGUUCUUAUGACCUAUCUUCUUGCCUAA